This is a messenger RNA of Polyodon spathula (Mississippi paddlefish), 1453 nucleotides long. RefSeq names its product probable G-protein coupled receptor 141. The transcript is spliced from 5 exons. Gene Ontology annotation, cellular component: membrane. The coding region runs from base 560 to 1435 and encodes 291 amino acids. Gene Ontology annotation, molecular function: G protein-coupled receptor activity; oxysterol binding. The record is from RefSeq and is a predicted model, not a curated record. NCBI's taxonomy places the organism in Eukaryota, Metazoa, Chordata, Actinopteri, Acipenseriformes, Polyodontidae. Gene Ontology annotation, biological process: G protein-coupled receptor signaling pathway.
AAGGUGUAAACACCAUUGCUAAAGGUUAGUGCAAAUCCAGUCUUGGCCACCUCCUUUUUCCUAACAGCUUGUGGUUAGUCAUGUGAUAUACUAGUUCCAACAGACGGAAGCAACUGAAUAUCGCUUUGAAGAUAGAUAGUUAACAGUAAUAAAAUUUCACAUUUGGACUAAAGCAUUAACAUAAUAAGGACAUGUUCUUUAUUGGAGUGCCAAAUCCACCGGAUGUCCACUGAUUUAAGGUUGGAAAGAGAAUCCUGUGGAGUUUGAUUCUGUGUUUAAUGAAAGUAAAUACAAAUGGAGCUGGGGGAGCAAGGAUAUCUUGCCAAUGUUUGCAAAAAGGCGCAAGCGGGGAUCAUGUGUACACACACACACACAUACCCAGCUGAGGAUGAAGACUUUGCUGCAAAACAUGCUUCCAAACUCCACACGUGGGUCUUUGAUGACAUUAAGGACGUCCUCCCUGUGGACUAUGUGAACAGCACCAACCACUUCAAAGCCAAAAGCAUGUUUGCAAAUGCCAUUCAAAUUCAGGAGCAGUUGAAGGAAUUUGAAGAGGAAAAUGUACAUCAACAAUGGGACAAAUGACACCGUAGAAGAUAUGAUACAAAUGAAUAGCUCAAUCACACAAUUAAAUUAUGCCUUGGUAGCCAUCUACAGUGUCGCGCUAAUUGGUGGAGCAGCGGGAGUCAUUUUUAUGACCGUCUUCUUGUUGAACAGCAGCACAAAGCUUUCUGUCACCACAACCGCUAUCAUCAACCUUGUCUUGGUACACAGCGUGUUUCUAAUUUCUGUCCCAUUUCGCAUUGAGUACUUUGUCACAAAUGAGUGGAAGCAUUCGUUUCCCCUCUGCAAAUGGGUGAGCCUCUUCAUCCACUUCCAUUUAUACAUCUCCUUCAUUUUCUACAUUGCCAUCCUGGUUGUGCGCUUCCUAUUGUUCUUUGGAAAGAAUUUAAAUUUCUACAGGCCCCUCCACGCUCUUUUUGCCAGCUGCCUGGUGUGGGUGUUUGUCUCUGUCAGUAUUUUCCCACCACUCUUCAUUCAGUACGGCAAACACGGCAAUUACAGUACCAACAAGUGCUUUGAGUUUGGGAAAGAAAUUCAAAAUCCUUUUGUUGCUUUACUGAACUAUGUUAUUAUCACCAGUGUUUUGUUUACAGUGUUUGCAUUGCUUGCUUGCCAGUUGGUGAUCCUAGUGAAAGUUGCAAUGAAGAAUAAGACCGACUUGCUGUCCCGUCAAGAAUUCAGGGCUCAGUUGAAGAACUUGAGUUUUCUUAUGGUGAUAGUCAUCUGUUUCCUCCCAUACCACAUAUUCCGAUUCUACUACAUUCAACAUAGCCAAGACAAUGACCAUACAAACCAUUACAAUGAAAUCUGUUUGGCUAUCUCAUCUUUAUGUUGUUUUGACUUGCUGACAUUUAUAGCACAAGGCAGUUGAAGAAGCACUCAUGCUGUU